Messenger RNA from Drosophila arizonae, 649 nucleotides. RefSeq lists its product as uncharacterized. The record is from RefSeq and is a predicted model, not a curated record. Lineage: Eukaryota; Metazoa; Arthropoda; Insecta; Diptera; Drosophilidae.
AUGGUUAUUAUGUUCAAUCCUGGUUACAUUGGGCCCAAUCCGCCCUGCUGCGACACGGACUGCACAUGCGAGAACAAUUGUCCGAAUACCGAGUGUGGGCCAUGUCCCGGACCGAAUGCACCUUGUGGCGGCUGUUCCCCGGCAGCUGAGAAGACCCAAAUGCCGCCGAACAGAGGUUACGAGCUCCAGACACUCCUCAAGGAGCCAAAUUCAAACAUCAAGUUGGCUUUGCAGCUGAGCUGCUGCUUGGGAGGAGCUGAGAAAUCAGGUUUUCUUCAUAACACUAAUGUAGCUCCAACUGAACAGCUUUUAGUUUUAGGCAUUUUAAAUUUGCCCAAAUUGAAAAUCUAUUCCAGCUCUUACUACAUACUCGGCAAUAUGCCUCGCAAGCAAUGUGGCCCCAAGAGUGAGUACAUGAAUCCCUUCUACGUUGGCCCGUAUCCUGACCAAUCAUGUGGCCCUUGUCCGUUUGGUAUAUUUUCGGGCUUUGUGCCGUGCGGAUGGCCCGAUCGCUGCAAGGGUAACAAUGACGAGAGGCAGCGUUGCUGCGUUCCAAAAGAGGCCGAAACUACGAAGAGCAUGAAAUAGGUUUUCAAUGGGCAAAUUUAUACGAAAUUGCUCAACAUACAAUAAAGCAGAAGAUGUUCAG